AUGGAAGUAGUAGGCUCGGCUAUGUUCUCCUUGGCCCAAAAGUUGAAAGAAUGUAGACAUAGAUUAGUUCAAUGGCAAAUAACUCACAAAGCAAACUCUCGGAAAGAAAUUGAGAACCUUCAAGCUAGCCUAGAGGAGCUGCGGGUGGCUGGAAUCAAUGGGGGAGAGGAGAUUACCAGAUUGGAAGAGAAGUUGGAGCUAGCAUAUAUGAAAGAAGAGAGCUAUUGGAGAGAAAAAUCUAGAGUCAAAUGGCUAAAAGAAGGAUAUCAGAACACCACAUUCUUUCACCAGAAAUUUCAAUCAAGGGUGCGCAGGAACAGAAUUUGGAGAUUAGUUGGGAGGAACAAUGAAAUUGCAUUGAAACCGGAGGAUAUAGCAAAGGUAGAUGAAGACUACUUCUACGAUAUUUUUACUUCUUCUUGUUCGGUUGAUCCGAAUCCAUAUUUGGAGGAUUUGGAGCCUAAGAUUACAGCUUCCAUGAACCGUAGGCUCCAAAGGCUGAUAACUAUGGAUGAGGUCAAAAGAGCUAUGUUCAGUGUUCAUGCUCAGAGUGCUCCUGGUGAUGACAGGUUUAGAACUAAGUUUUUUCACUUUUUCUGGGAUAUAGUUGGAGGUGACAUUUUUAAGGCAGUGCGAAGUUUCUUUCACAGUGGCAGAAUUCUAAAAAGUUUCAACCAUACUCAAAUUUGUUUGAUUCCGAAGGUGCCAGAUGCCAGUGACAUGACUCAGAGAAGUGGAGCAGAUCAUGAGAUGGCUAUUAAACUAGAUAUAAGCAAGGCUUAUGAUAGGGUUGAAUGGCAAUUCUUAUGGUACAUCAUGGAAAAGCUGGGCUUUGAUGCUAAAUGGAUUAACUGGACUAAGGAAUUGUGCUCACCUAAUACAAGCCAAAGCAUUUUGGAAUUGCUAGAGAUCUACAAGGACUUCAGUGGGCAAAAAGUCAAUUUGAACAAGUCGGCCAUCUUUUUCAGUCACAACACACCUCAGAACAUAAGACUAGCAAUUGCGCAGACACUAAAUAUUGAACAUAUCGGAGUCCAAGACAAAUACUUGAGGCUGCCCUCUAUAGUUCAGAAAUCAAAGAAAGAAACCUUUGGAGCUAUCAAGGAUAAAGUUCAAAAGAGGAUUAUGGGUUGGAAAAGAAGUUUAUUGUCCUCAGGUGGCAGGCACACGCUAUUGAGAGCAGUGGAGGAAGCGAUUCCUAUUUACACACUUUCUUGUUUCAAGCUCCCAGACACGCUGUUAACUGAGAUUCAUAGCAUGCUCUCACAAUUUUGGUGGGGUCAAAAAGGCACAGAAUAA
Molecule: messenger RNA, 1299 nt
Organism: Arachis ipaensis
Lineage: Eukaryota; Viridiplantae; Streptophyta; Magnoliopsida; Fabales; Fabaceae
Source: RefSeq, a predicted model, not a curated record